This is a messenger RNA of Symbiodinium necroappetens, 927 nucleotides long. The record is from the annotation of a GenBank genome assembly. NCBI's taxonomy places the organism in Eukaryota, Dinophyceae, Suessiales, Symbiodiniaceae.
AUGGACUCGGCUGCGCCGAGCUGCGGCGUUCUGCAAGUAAUCGUCCGCGAUCUCAAAGCAGAGGUGCUCGGGGUCUUCGACUUAGAAGCUGAUGCGAGCGAGGUGGCAGCAGUCCGCCGCCAACUCGAAGUCUCCCGCAGCAUCCCGAACUUCGAAGUCCACUUGGUGUGCAAUGGUCGAGUACUCCAGGAUGCCGACCUACUGUUUGAGUUUGAGAAAGAUGGUUGUGUGGAGAUUACACUGCUCAGAUCGCCGCAGCCGUGUGCGGUGACUGGCGGUUCUGAUGGAGAUCUCCUGAUUUGGGAUCUUCGCAGCGGCAGUUGCUGCCGGUUUCUGCCAGUCGGCGAGACCAUCACUUGUUUGUCCGUUGACUGGUCGGCUCGGGUCAUGUUGAGCGGCCAUGCCGACUCCACACUGAGGCUGUGGGACCUAGACCGUGGCGUGUGUCUCCGAGUGCUCACGGAUGCAUCAACCCAAGUACUUCGAUGCGUGGAGUUUAGUUGGAAUGCAAAACUUGCGGUCAGUGGCUGUGCAGCCUUUGGAUCAUGCUGCAGCAUUCCAAACAAUCCUGGAACCACCCUGGCACUCUGGGACUUGGCAUCUGGAAGACACAUCCAAGGUUUUGGCAACUGUGGGGUCAGAUCUUUGUCAGUCGACUGGACAUCGCACGUCCUUGUCAACGACGACGUGCGCCUGCAUCUGUUUUCCCUGGAUUCAGGGAGCAUUGUUUGGCAAACCGAUUCCUCAUCGGCCGUGCAGGCCAUAGCUGUCGACUGGCCUGCGCAGAGAGCAGUCUCCGCGGGCUCGGGGACGAUCAAACUUUGGAAGCUGGAUGGCCCAAGAUGCAUUGAGGAGUUUACAGGCUGCGCUCAUGUCCAAGAGAUCGCUGUGGACACAUGCUUCGCUACGCUGUUUUCUGCUGUGCUC